This is a messenger RNA of Fulmarus glacialis (Northern fulmar), 2098 nucleotides long. RefSeq names its product eukaryotic translation initiation factor 2B, subunit 3 gamma, 58kDa (gene EIF2B3). Lineage: Eukaryota; Metazoa; Chordata; Aves; Procellariiformes; Procellariidae. Gene Ontology annotation, cellular component: guanyl-nucleotide exchange factor complex; eukaryotic translation initiation factor 2B complex. The record is from RefSeq and is a predicted model, not a curated record. The coding region runs from base 1 to 1266 and encodes 421 amino acids. Gene Ontology annotation, molecular function: guanyl-nucleotide exchange factor activity; translation initiation factor activity. Gene Ontology annotation, biological process: cytoplasmic translational initiation; biosynthetic process. The transcript has 10 exons.
AUGACGGACCUGACCUCUAGCAUCCCGAAGCCGCUGCUCCCUGUGGGCAACCGGCCCCUGCUCUGGUACCCGCUGAACCUCCUGGAGCGCGCCGGCUUCGAAGAGGUCAUUGUGAUUACAAGGAAGGAAAUCCAAAAGAUGUUAAAUUUGGACACAAAAAUGAAGCUGGAUUUUGUGUGCAUCAGUGACAACAUGGACAUGGGCACAGCAGAUUCACUGAGGCAUAUUCACCAGAAGAUUAAGACUGAUGUCUUGGUGUUGAGCUGCGAUCUGAUCACAGAUGUUGAUUUGUAUAAAGUUGUGGAUCUCUUUCGGACACAUGAUGCUACUCUCUCCAUGUUGAUGAAGAAAACUCAUGAACCCACAGAAGUGGCACCAGGACAGAAAGGGAAAAAAAAACCAGUGGAGCAGCGCGACUUCAUUGGAGUGGACGACACAGGAAAAAGAUUGCUCUUCAUGGCUAAUGAAGCUGACUUGGAUGAAGAACUUGUCAUUAAAAGAUCCAUCCUUCAGAAGCAUCCCAGAAUGCACAUCAGAACAGGGCUGAUGGAUGCCCAUCUCUACUGUCUGAAGAAAUAUGUGAUAGACUUCCUUGUAGAAAACAGGACAAUCACAUCUCUCCGGAGUGAACUGAUUCCACAUCUGGUUAGGAAACAGUUCUCUUCUACAUCAUUGCAGCAAGGACUAGACAACAAAGAAGAGGACCAAAAGAAAAAAGAACAAGCAUCCCUAGACAUUUAUAGCUUCAUAAAGGAAGAUAAUAGCUUGCUGAAACCUGCUUCAGAUAACUCUUGUUGGAAUGAUCAUAGAGGAGAUAUGAAUGAAACUCUCCAUGAAGGAAAAGUGCGCUGCUACGUCCAUAUAAUGAAAGAGGGACUGUGCUACCGAGUGAAUACUCUGGGGUUGUAUAUUGAAGCUAACCGACAGGUUCCCAAACUAUUGCUUAAUCUGGGUCUGGAAGAGCCACUGGUUCAUGGAUCUGCACAGAUCACUGACAGAGGCAUGAUUGGAUCAGAUAGCAUCAUUGGGUCAUCCACACAAGUGGGGGAGAAGACAUCUAUUAAACACUCCAUCAUCGGCAGCAUGUGUACCAUAAAAGACAAAGUUAAGAUAACAAACUGCAUCAUCAUGAAUUCUGUUACAAUUGAGGAAGGGUGCUGUCUUCAGGGCAGUGUUAUUUGUCAUAAUGCCGUGAUAGAGAAGGGUGCAGACAUCAAAGACUGUUUGAUUGGAAGUGAUCAGAGGCUGGAAACCAAAGGUAAGUAGACGAGCUGUAUUUACAGUGCAUUUGUAAUAAUUUUCAGAAUUUCUUCCGCGAUAUUUUACUCCUGCUUCUUCAUGAAGUGCCAGUAAACAGUGGCAGUUCUACAGUGUGGUGUCCUAUAAUAUUAGGAUUUGUUUUUCAUGGAAAGUACAGCUUCUUGGCAUAAGAAUAGUUCAGGGACUUGCUCCGCUGAAGUUGGCAGAAAAGCUCUGUUGUUGUUGUUAUAAAGAACAAGAUUGGGUGCUGAGACAGUCUUUUCCCAGAGACCACAAUUAGAUCAGCCUGAAGUUGUCCUCAGCAGAAGGAGCCGUUAUUUUGGCUAGUAAUCUUUCUCAGGGUCAGGGGCAAUGCAGUCAAAUUAUUGAUCACACAGACAUCCUUCUCUUUGUAGAUGCUACCAACCCACAGUGCCAGCGUGCUCCCAUUCACCUUGCUCCAAGCAAAAGAAUACGGAGAUGGAGAUAUAGAAUAUCGUACUAGGAGCUGCUGUGCUCAGUACUAAAUACAAGGGCAGCUACGUUCAGAUCUGCUUUACUGCUAUGAAAUGCUAUUUUGGGGCUUCAGAGAGGUUCCAACUACGUGACCCUCAUUGGGGCAAAGUUAAGCCAUCCAGUGGAAGUGUGCGUGCAAGGGCUCGGUGGUCAUCGCCUGAGUGGAACUAUUGAUUUCCUGCCCUAAGAGAUAAUGGGCAGGAAAUGGCUGUCUCAGUGACUGCAUCCCAAGCAGAGGGCUUUUUAAUGAAUAUUUAUAGUUGGGGUUUGGCAGAUCCCUGCUCUAGGGUGUGGACUGAGGACAAAAGUGAGUUCCUUUGCAGGCUCCAUGUGAAGUUAUUUA